AAGAGCGUUUUACCAAGCAACAUACAUUUAUUUCUUCAUACUUGGAAAAGCUCAUCUCUACUAGCAGCAACAGCGUUUAUAAUUAUGUUUAUAUUUAUCUGAACACUUUUAUUCGAUUGCAAUGUCUAUUCUAUUUUGGACGUCACUCAUACUUUUGCAAAUUUGCAUCGAGGUCUCAAGCCUGUCGGCAUGUGGUAACGCACAUUCGAUUGCUCUUUGUAGCUGUUGGAGGAUUGAUGACUGGACUUGGGCCGUUAAUUGUACUGGACUUGCACUAAGAGCAUUACCCACCGAAAUUCCAGUGAACACUACGUAUCUGUAUGCUGGGACAAACAAUUUAGCAGAGAUAGACAAUGAUACGUUGCUUCGAUUGCCAAUCUUACACCAUAUAGUGUUGGACUAUAACAAACUGAGUACUUUACCUAAGUUUCCAAAAGGAAUCAGAACAAUAUCUGCUAAUUACAACAACAUUGAAUCCAUUGAUGGUGCUUUUCAGGGUCUAACUGCACUUGCUCGAGUAGCGCUGAACUCAAACAAAAUAAAAAUAAUAAAGAACACAACAUUUCAAGAUUCAAAAGGCCUUCUGAAUCUUUCACCCAACAUAUUAUCUGGGACUCUUCAAAUACAUAAGGAUAAACCACCAGCACAGAGCCAGUCAGGAGUUUAUCGGAUUCCAUGUGAAUGUGGAAAGGUUUACAUUGGUAAAACACGACGUGAUCUCGGUACAGGCUCAAGGAACACCAAUGCCAUGCGCCUAAGAGAGGGGAACAACAAAAGUCAUCUAUAG
Molecule: messenger RNA, 787 nt
Organism: Anneissia japonica
Lineage: Eukaryota; Metazoa; Echinodermata; Crinoidea; Comatulida; Comatulidae
Product: leucine-rich repeats and immunoglobulin-like domains protein 1
Exons: 6
Coding region: 122-787 (221 amino acids)
Source: RefSeq, a predicted model, not a curated record